Platichthys flesus (European flounder) is the source of this 1433-nucleotide messenger RNA. RefSeq names its product WAS/WASL-interacting protein family member 3-like. The coding region runs from base 208 to 528 and encodes 106 amino acids. Lineage: Eukaryota; Metazoa; Chordata; Actinopteri; Pleuronectiformes; Pleuronectidae. The record is from RefSeq and is a predicted model, not a curated record. The transcript is spliced from 3 exons.
CCACACCUCUGCAGCGCCCGACCAGCGUGGGCGCACGGAGGCUGUUUAAAAAGCCUGUUUAAAAGCUAAUGGGGUUUUCCAAAGGGAUCAGACUGAAGGUAGAGGGCGCAGGCUCGAUACCCAAUUCAUUAAUUAGCUGUUGCUGGACAGCGGCGUGAGGGCGGCUCUAACUUUUCAUGGGAUUUGAAUCGAGGUUCGAAGCGCGAGAUGUUGUUGUUUCUACUGACGAUCCUCGUCUUGAUCAAUUCCCCUGCUGCUAAGUGUCACAGCAGUCAGUCUGACAGUAGAUCUAGCAGUGAGUCUGACAGUGAUGAGAGGGGCAAUCACUUUCAGCCCAUGCCACUUCCUCCCUGGCCUUCCUUCCCUUUUUGGCAUCUGUUUCCUGGUCUGAGGCCAAAUCCGCCACCCGUCAUCCCCCCACCUCCUCCCCCACCCCCAACCCCGAAGACGACCACAGUCACGACAACGCAAACCACCAAGACCACUGCUGUUCUCCGCACAACACCUUCGCGAGGGGACAAUGGUUAAAAUUCAUCCUGGGAUGUAAAAACAGAUCAUAUUCAUGCUUUGUGUGUUUUAUUGAUUUAUACAGACAUACAUACGAACCUGUUGGCAUAUUUUUUACAUUUCAGUAUUUCCUCAGUAACUUCUCCACGUUCUCGUGUAUCACUCUGUUCACUGGUUUCAUGCUUAUCACUUUUCACAUUUUGUAAUCAGCACGAUAUCCUGUCGAAACAUCUUUUUAAUUUCAUAUUGUUCCCCAGUCCAUAUAAAAGUAGAAAGAAUGCAGUGAUAUUUUGUGAUUUGGAGGAUAUGCACACGAAGUAGAUAGACGUGUGUUUAGUCAGGGUGUAAUUACGAGUCUUGCAGGAGGCUGCCGUUGGAGACCUGUGGGCGGACGCUGACGACAUGCUGCUGUAAUGUGCAUUCAGAGGGCCCACUCAUCAGCAUCCCUGGAUCGAGACAGAUUAAGAAAGGGAUGAGUGCUGAGCUUAUAAUACCCAAUUCUCAGCUGCAUCGCUGAAGUCUGCCACACAGUGUUUUUCAUCAUGACUCAGCCUCUUGACCAAUAGUUUCAUUCACUGCACCAUCGACCCUUUGCCGCAUUUAUCCACCAAAACUUACACAGCAUAAUAUUUGCAUUCUCACUGUCAUCUGGUUCUUAAUAUACAACUCAAUCAUUUCCUGUCUUAUGUUUCUGUUUUUUGCACAACUAAUCAAUAUGAAUGUAAUUCCAAGCUCUAUGUUUGUGACGUCAAUGGUACUGUAUCACAGGAAAGAAUGUAUAAAUAUAUUGUGUAUUCCAAUAUAUUCCCUAUAAAUACUGCACUGCAAUGCUUCAGUCCUUUUCUGAGAGCAACACGAGUAAAGAAAUGAGUAUUUGUGAGUUAUUUCAACACAUGUAAUCAGCCUUCUAUGUAAAGAAAAUCAUU